Molecule: messenger RNA, 2562 nt
Organism: Eimeria maxima
Lineage: Eukaryota; Apicomplexa; Conoidasida; Eucoccidiorida; Eimeriidae
Product: Protein Y77E11A.2, related
Exons: 5
Coding region: 1-2562 (853 amino acids)
Biological process (GO): NAD+ metabolic process
Cellular component (GO): mitochondrion
Molecular function (GO): NAD+ kinase activity
Source: RefSeq, a predicted model, not a curated record
AUGCUGUUCAGGCGGGGGCCCUCGACUAGGAGGCCCCCGUUCCCAGGUCUUGAAGCCUCUAGGGGUUCCCAAAGCACCAGGGCAGCUGCCGUAAACGGCUUCAAUUCGAAACUAAGUUUCCAUCAUUUCACAUACACACUUUUCGUUCCCCUCCACUGUACGUCCACCUCAACUCGCAGCUCCUCAGUGGCUAGGGUGACCCCGCUGCGCAUCUCUCCUCUUACCGAGUUCGCAGAGGUUGCCUGGUUGCAUUGGUGCAGCCCGAAGGAGAAGGUACAGACGUCGGGGGGCCCCAUGGGGGACCACCAGUUUCGUCGCUGCCUUUUGCUCUCCUCAGGAAAUCAUGAACUGCUUCAGCGGCAGCCACUGCACGGGAGGGCUCCAGAGGGCGCCCCAACGCUGCACGGAAACCGGUGCAUGCACAAUGCAUCCCAGCAGUGCCUGCAGCAGCAAGAGCACCGGCAGCCUGAGCCGAAGCAGCAUCAGCCUGAGCAACAGCAGGCGGAAGGGGAAGUGGGAGGUUUUCCCGAUAUGUGUCCCCCUUCACUUCGUCUAAGCCGAGUCGUGUUGUUAAAUAAAGUCACACGCUUCCAGGUAUCGCUGGCAGAGAGAAUGGCAGCUUGGAAGCGGCAGCACCUCUCCCGCAGCAAUAGCGGCGGGGGAAACGGAAGAGGGGUAGCAACUACAGCAGCCGCCGCUGCUGCUGCACCUGGGGAGGAGGCUAGGGGGCAGGCCGAUGCCGCGUUGUACACGCCUGGGAGUCGAGAGUACGAAGCAGCAGCAGCAGCAGCGGAAGCAGCAGCAGCAGCAGAACUGGCUCGCGACUUCCCCACAGCCUACCGCACGCACCUGCUGCACCAGAGAGCAGCAGCAGAGCUGUGCAGACAGCUGAGAGAAGAAUAUGGCCUUCAUGUAACUCGCAUAGAAGCCAGAACUGUUCAGGGCCUACGCUUAACCCGCACGGGGACAGUUGCCUUACCUCCAGACGCCAUCAUCUCAGCAGGAGGCGACGGGACAUAUCUGGAGGCUGCUUCAAUAAUCCCGGGCCACAUGCCUGGGGGCCUCGCGGGGCCCUGGUUGUUUGGCUUUAACACGGACCCAUUACGCUCUGAAGGCAGGCUUUGCGUCAAGCCUACAAGACAGGUGCAGCAGCAGGAGAAGCAGCACCAUGAACUGAAGCAACACGAAUUGCAACAGGAACAACAGCAGCCGCAGCAACAACAACAGCACGAGCAGCAGCAGCAACAGCAGCACCCCCAGCAGGGAUCACUUGCUGUUGGGGCCCCCCUAGUUUUCCAAACCCCUCGAGCUCCGGGGCCCCCAGCGGUUGCUUCCUCUCAGAGCAGCUUAUUAGGAGUACGUGCGGCGGAGGGGGGCCUUGGGGGGCCUCAAGCGGAGGAGGUAGGGGCGCUUGAAGAGGCAGAGGAGGCAGCAUAUGUACAGGCUUACGUACACCGCACGCUGCAGCAUCUCCUGCAGGGGGGGGCUCGUCUGGUGGCUCGACAGAGGAUUCGACUGACUUUGUGCUUCUACCAAAGCAUGCAUCAGCAGGUGAUGGAAUGUCUCGCUGCUAUUACUCCCCAUGGGCCUGCAGCCUCAACAGUCAGAAGCAGCAGCAGCGAGGGGCGUUCUAGUGGUAGUCUUCGUGGGAAUAUCAGUAGGAGGAGCAGCGACGGGGGGACCCCACAGGAGGCAGGGCCCCCCAGGGGUCCGUUGGCUGCAGGUUCGCAGCACACAGACUCUGAGAGGGACGAGUAUUCUGUGAUAAAGGCCCCCCAAACAGGACACGUUGAAGGCCGCCCUUUAAAACAGGAAGGGGGAUCUUCCGUCUGGGCAGAGGGCAAUAGGGUUCCCCCCUCUUCAGCAGGAGGAAGGGGGGUCGCUCAGGUGUGUGGCCCUUGCUUUGAGGGCCUCACGUUUGAUGCAGCAGCAGCGCGGCAGCGAGAAGAAGGGGAGGCUGCCCAGAGAGAGGAAAUAGUUGAGUUGUGUCUACCAUUUUUGUCAGUUAACGAUGUCUUUGUCUCUGAAGCAAAUGUGGCUAAAACCCUCUAUGCUGAUGUUUGGGUAGACGGCACAACGAGAAGACACAAGAGUUCCGGCGUGCUCGUAUCCACAGGCAAGCAAGGGCCCCCAGACAGCAGCAGCAACAACAACAGCAACAACAGCAGAACGGGAUCGAGUGCAUGGAAUUACAACAUGGGCUCCAUUGGCAAAGAGCAGGCGAAGGCUGUUGCAGAACAGCUGAUGAAGCUGAGACCCCAACUUGAAGCGAGCUGGGGGCCCCUCACGGAAGAAGAGCUGCAGCAGAUUGUCUUGGGAGCGAAUCACCAUCUCCUCUUAGACCCUGGUGCCUUGCUGUUGCGUUUUCUUGUGCGAGAACCGAUUCACAACAGGGUUUUCUCUAGGGAGGGGAGUAUGGGGAUGGGCCGGGAGGUGCGUGUAAAGCCGUUAGCAGGAGAAAUUGUUGUGGCAUUGGACGGUCUUGUGCAGCUGCAGCUGCCUCCUCUGGUGGAGAUUCGGCUGUCUGUACACCCUAGCGACGCCCUCUGGACGGUCCAAUAG